UUUUUUUGGGAGAUUUGUGGAUGAGCGAUAUCUUAAUUAAAUUUGGAAAUUUCGAUGCAUGGACAUUUUUUGUUUUGGACAUUAAGGGGAAUUUUGAAAAAUGGAUUUUAACGUUUUGAGACAAAAAAAUGGCGCUAAAAUAAAAGUUAAAGAAAAAUUGGCUGAUGUCCUUUGAUCCAGGGCCCCUUCUGUCCAAAACGCGACCUAAUCCGUCCGACCAUCUAACCACCCGCGGCUGCUGCAAAUUUUGGCGUUGUUGUUAUUUCCAGCCGCCUUUGAGGUUAGACAAAUUGGGUAUAUUUGUACAGUGUGACGAAUUGGGGAUGGGACGAAUUGAGGUUUAAAAGUUGUGAGGCCUUUUCAGCGCGGUUAAUUAACCGCCGCGCUGAUUUCAACAAAGUUAAAUUUCAAUUUCAAGUUUGUCCGCAAAUGUUCGUCCGCAAAUUUCGUCGCCUUUUAAAAUGGUAUAAAAGCACAAAUUUUUGAACAUGAAACUUUCAUGUCUAAAAUUAAGUGUCAAAAAUGCAACAGCUACAAAAGGUCAACACCGGAUUCUCAACAGCAACGCUAUUUUUCUUGCCUGUUUCGAUUGUGCUCGUCUGCUCAUUGGUUAUGGGAGCAAAUUGCUGCAAAAAGAAGAAACGGAGGCGUCGUCAUGCUCGUCGGGCAAACAAAAACAACACCAACAACAGCAACAACGAUCGAAUGAUAAAAGGAUCUAAAACGAGAGCCUUCUUUCAGAGAUUGAAUCCGCUGGAGGAAACCAACGAGACUGACCUUGGAAGCUUAGACGAUGUUGAUCUUAGUAAAGAAGUUCCUGCGCCCAAAAGCUUUAGACUGGAUCUAAAAUCGGUAAAUGCUUAUUAG
Molecule: messenger RNA, 867 nt
Organism: Meloidogyne enterolobii
Lineage: Eukaryota; Metazoa; Nematoda; Chromadorea; Rhabditida; Meloidogynidae
Source: the annotation of a GenBank genome assembly